GCCGGGCUGGCGCAUGCGCCGUGCAUCUCGCUCACCGCGUAAGUCGCCUUUGAGGGGACUGUCGCAGAGGCUUGUCAUUCUGACCCCAGGAUCCCUCAGAACGUCGGAAAUGUCUAAUGCAAAAGAAAGAAAAUAUGCUAAGAAAAUGAGAAACCAGCCCACUAAUGUGACUUUAUCCUCUGGCUUUGUGGCUGAUAGAGGUGUAAAGCUCCAUAAUGGAGGAGGGAAACCUUUCCAAGCUCAAGAGCUUCAUUCUGGAACUUCACAACAGCGGCAAACCAAGAUGACCCUUCAUUCACUGCCUGAGCCUAGUGUGAAUGAGCAGUCUUCCUCCAAAAUCAUGUUUAAAAAAAAGGGAGGCUGGAAAGCAGGUCCUGAUGGCACUUCCCAAGAGAUCCCCAAGUAUAUAACCGCUUCUACAUUUGCUCAAGCACGAGCUGCUGAAAUCAGUGCCAUGUUAAAAGCUGUGACCCAGAAGUCUUCUAAUUCGCUGGUUUUCCAGACUCUGCCACGACACAUGAGACGAAGAGCCAUGAGCCACAACGUCAAACGCCUCCCUAGACGGUUACAGGAGAUGGCCCAGAAAGAGGCAGAGAAAGCUGUACAUCAGAAAAAAGAACAUUCCAAAAAUAAAUGCCAUAAGGCUCGAAGAUGUCAUAUAAACCGAAUGCAAGAAUUUAACCGUAGACAAAAGAAGAACAUAUGGUUGGAAACUCACAUCUGGCAUGCCAAACGGUUUCACAUGGUCAAGAAGUGGGGCUACUGCCUUGGAGAGAGGCCGACAGUCAAGAGCCACAGAGCCUGCUAUCGAGCCAUGACAAACCUUUGCCUUCUCCAGGAUUUAUCCUACUAUUGUUGUUUGGAGCUGAAGGGCAAAGAGGAAGAAAUACUAAAGGCAGUUUCUCAAAUGUGUAACUUAGACACAGGAUUGACAUUUGCAGCAGUUCACUGCUUGUCUGGAAAGCGCCAAGGGAGCCUCAUGCUUUAUCGAGCAAAUAAGUAUCCCAGAGAAAUGCUUGGACCUGUUACAUUUAUUUGGAAGUCUGAGAGGACCCCUGGAGACAGUUCUGAAAGCAGGCAGUUGUGGAUCUGGCUUCAUCCAACUCUUAAGCAGGAUAUCUUAGAGGAAAUAAAAACAGUAUGCCAGUGCGUGGAACCCAUCAAAUCAAAAAUCUGUACUCCUAACCCACUUCUGAAACCAUCCCAAGAAGAAAGUCAAAUUGAACUGGCUGAUGAGAAAAUUGGCAAGAAGAGAAAAAGGAAAGAUGAUGGAGAAAAUGCUAAAUCAGUUAAAAAAGUUAUUGGUGAUGGAACUAGAGAUCCAUGUCAGCCGUAUUCUUGGAUCUCUCCAACCACAGGUAUUGUGAUCAGUGAUUUGACCAUGGAGAUGAACAGAUUCCGGCUGAUCGGUCCCCUUUCUCACUGUAUCCUAACUGAGGCCCUGAAAGUUGCUUCCGUGCACACUGGGGAAGAGGACACAGGGGAGACGCCUCACCUUUGGUGGAGUGAUAUGUGUAAAAACCCUGAUAGUGUUUCCCUUCAUCACAGACAAGAAGCUGUUUUUGAAUUGUUGGGAGGAAUAACAUCACCGGCAGAAAUUCCGGCAGGUACUAUUCUGGGGUUGACAGUUGGGGAUCCACGAAUAAAUUUGCCUCCAAAGCGAUCCAGAGCUUUGUCCAAUCCAGAAAAAUGCCAAGAUAAUGAGAAAGUUAGACAGCUGCUUCUGGAGGGUGUGCCUGUGGAGUGUACGCAUAGCUUUAUCUGGAACCAAGAUAUCUGUAAGAGUGUCACAGAGAAUAAAAUCUCGGAUCAGGAUUUGAACCGGAAGAGAAGUGAAUUGCUGGUGCCUGGGUCACAGCUUGUUUUAGGUCCCCAUGAAUCCAAGAUACCUAUCCUUUUGAUUCAGCAGCCAGGAAAAGUGACUGGUGAAGAGCGACUGGGCUGGGGAAGUGGCUGGGAUGUUCUACUCCCAAAGGGCUGGGGCAUGGCUUUCUGGAUUCCAUUGAUCUACCGAGGUGCAAGAGUUGGAGGGUUAAAAGAGGCGCUAAUGCAUUCUCAGUAUAAAAGGUUACCUCACAUCCCGGGUGACUUCCCAGACUGUCCUGCUGGGGCUCUGUUUGCUGAAGAGCAAGCCAAGAAUCUCCUGGAAAAGUACAAAAGACGCCCUCCUGCCAAACGACCUAACUAUGUUAAACUUGGCACACUGGCACCUUUCUGCUGUCCCUGGGAGCAGUUAACUCAGGACUGGGAGUCCAGAGUCCGUGCCCGAGAUGUGUCUUCUGUUGCUUCGUCUCCAUGUGGUGAGGAGGGUGACCUAAAAAGACAUUGGAUGCCUCAUGCUCCUGAAAAGUCUCAUCAGUCUGAAGUGGGCACAUCUGUAAAUGACCGUGGGGACCCAGAAGUCAUGGACACAGAGUGUCAGGACCAGGCAGAAACUGGGACGGUAAUAGACCAGGGUGCUGGUGAGAACCAUGAUGCUGCCACCAGUAGUCAACUCUGUGUUCUCAGGAGUAGGAAAUUACUGAAGCAAUUGUCAGCCUGGUGUGGGCCCAGUUCUGAAAACAAUCGGGUGGUCCGGUGGGCUGCCAGUAGAGGCCAGCAAGAAUUGACCACAGAGGCCCGCCUGUCCAUCUUGGACCACUUUCCCAGGGCCCUGGUAUGGGUCAGCCUGUCCCUGCUCAGGAAGGGCAGCCCUGAGCCACUCACCAUGAUCUGUGUCCCAACUGAGGAGGACUUCCUCCAACUCAGCCAGGAUCAGCACUACUGUGGGCCCCAGGAAGCCAGACACAGUGAUCCAUUCAAGAGCAUGAUCCUGAAACAGAAAGAGAAGAAGAAAAUGGAGAGGAGGCAGAACCGAGAGUUUGCUGCUUCCGAGGGCCUGGCAGUAGAGACCCCUGCUGCUGGGCAGGGAGCUCUGACUCUGGGGCUGUGGCCAGGCCCCCUCCCGGGUAUGAUCACCCACUGUUCCAGAAUCCUCCUAGGCUUUGUCACCCAGGGAGAUUUUUCCAUGGCCGUUGGCUGUGGAGAAGCUCUGGGGUUCGUAAGUCUGACAGGAUUGCUGGACAUGCUGCCCAGGCAGCCGGCAGCUGGAAGGGGCCUGGUGCUGCUGAGGCCUCCCGCCUCCCUGCAGUACCGAUUUGCCAGGAUUGCCAUUGAGGUCUGAGUGCCGGUUCACCACCUAGCAGGGCGUAGGUGAUUUUAUUUACAAAGUCCCACAGUUGGAAUCUUGCUUUCCUUGUCUUCUGUUUCAAAAUAUCAUGUGAAAUUCCUUGAAAAGAAGAAUUAAGAAUAUAUAUAUUAUGAAAUGAUGAAAUAUUUACAUCAUUUCAUCUCUCCCUGCCCUUGCUAUGUAAUUGUCUGGUAUAUGUGGCCAAAAGCUUUUUAUUAUGAUUUUUUUGUUUGCGUAAUUCUUGCUGGAAAGUAUUAUUAAAGCUUUACUUUUUAUUGUCCCUUUUUUGUUAGGAGCAAAGAGCUGUGAGGUCCGUUUGAGCUCAUAGUCAUGUAAUAAGCAGCAGUAGCUGUUUAAUAAAGAGGAAGAGACUAUAAACAUCUGGCUUCUGUACGUGAGAUAUCAGCCCUGUAUGGGCCAUGCUCAAACCUGUACUGUAAUCAGUAUGCCGAGUACCUUGUGCCAUAAAGAAUGAAAUAACAGACAAUUUAUUGCUGCCUGUAUAUGAUAAAAGUGUUGGGUUGGAAUUUAAAGAGGUCUGUGACUUUAUGAACUUGACCAACGUGUGACCUUGAUCACAUGUUAACCAACAUGAGAUCCUAGGAGUUAACUUUUUUUAAGUAAAAAAUUUUUAUUUUUGUUUCUGUAAAGAAUUCCUCAAAGCCAUAAAGGAGAAUUCUUAGAGCAUAUUCUAAGAGAGAGAGAGAGAGAGAGAGUCCAAAAGUAGAUAAUAGUGUAAAGUGUUUAUAAAAAUCUUUUUGAUCCCUGAAUCCUUUUCUAAGGAGCACUUUGUGGGAUCAGUAUCCUUAGGAACACGCUUUGGUCAGCGUGGCUAUAUGGUACAGUAGCUACCUCUGCAAAGUGAUGACUGAAAUGACCAUCUGCUUUCAAAAUGCCACCCAUGCAGUCAUAUUGUCCACUGCAGGUCUUGAGCAGGGCACAAGAAAUCUCUUAUCCUGCCCCAUGGCAGGCUAUGAUUGCUUUUUUCACUUGGAGAAACUUGGUGGCUCAUUAACCUUUAUCUACUUCAGUCCCUUACUUCCUGCCAUCCUUUUUUCUAACAGAGCCUGAGUAAUAUGUUUUGAAUUUACACGUGCAUUAGGCAUCAUUUCAUGUAAAUAAAUGCAUUGUGUUUUUGCAGUCUUUGGGGGCGAUGAGUUGGGGACAACCCAGCAAGCCUUCCAGUAGUUGGAAAGCCCUUGAGCCAAUGAAUGGCUGAUGUUUCUCCUCUCACCAAGCUUCUCAGUGUCUUUGUGUCCAACAACAAAUGAGAUCAAGGAAAAUAGUGUAUCUAAGUGCUGUCUGUAAACAGAAUAAAUUAAAAUACCACCUGA
Marmota monax (woodchuck) is the source of this 4503-nucleotide messenger RNA. It is a transcript of the gene Pop1, whose product is annotated as POP1 homolog, ribonuclease P/MRP subunit. The record is from RefSeq and is a predicted model, not a curated record. The coding region runs from base 14 to 3163 and encodes 1049 amino acids. The transcript has 16 exons. Gene Ontology annotation, biological process: tRNA 5'-leader removal. Gene Ontology annotation, cellular component: nucleolar ribonuclease P complex; ribonuclease MRP complex. NCBI's taxonomy places the organism in Eukaryota, Metazoa, Chordata, Mammalia, Rodentia, Sciuridae.